Penicillium waksmanii is the source of this 2874-nucleotide messenger RNA. Its product is annotated as protein kinase family protein. The coding region runs from base 1 to 2874 and encodes 957 amino acids. Gene Ontology annotation, biological process: autophagosome organization; protein autophosphorylation; peptidyl-serine phosphorylation. The transcript is spliced from 2 exons. The record is from RefSeq and is a predicted model, not a curated record. NCBI's taxonomy places the organism in Eukaryota, Fungi, Ascomycota, Eurotiomycetes, Eurotiales, Aspergillaceae. Gene Ontology annotation, cellular component: autophagosome; cytoplasm. Gene Ontology annotation, molecular function: protein serine/threonine kinase activity; ATP binding; protein binding.
AUGACCCGCCUGCCUGACCUGGUAAGAGAUUCAAGGCUUGAAACUCACUUUCUCCCCGAUUGCAGUGUGGAGACAGUUCACACUUACAAUGAAUCCGAUGCGACGUCUCGUCGUCGAGUGGUCGCCAGGUCCGAGCACUGGAAGCGACGAAGAAGGAUCGGUGGUGGUGGCUACUCAACUGUCUGGUUGGAGGAAUGCGCCCAGGGCUCUCGGUGUGACAUUCAAGUUCGAGCAGUCAAGCAAAUUGAGACAGGUGGACGGUUUCACCGAAUCGACUUCAAUCGCGAGCUCGAGACGAUUGCCAAGUUUUCGCAUUCGAGGAAUAUCCUAAUCAAGUCGCACCCACCAGAUGAGUGGUGGAUCAAGAUCGCAGACUUCGGAAUUAGCAAACGCAUCGAGGAAUCGCCAGAAACAUCAACAACAUUACGAGGAACAACGGGGUUCAUUGCUCCUGAGCUUUACGGAUUUCUCGAGCCGGGAAGCCCAUAUGCAGCAGAUAUUUGGUCCUUGGGUGAGAUCACCUUUCAAAUGCUGACGAAGGCGCCGGCAUUUAAGCCGAUCGGACGUCUGUCAUCUUAUACCACGCAACCAGAGAUAUUCCCCGCAUCUCUUCUAGAUGAGGCCGGGGUAUCCAAGCUGGGGAUCGAGUUCGUCCGAUCGCUUAUGCGACCUGUCCCUGAUAGUCGACUCACAUCGGAAAUGGCAAUCCUACACCCUUGGGUCAAACCGUUGUCGCAAAUACCUCUAUUACCGCGCGCCGAAGCCCUGUUUCAACCUACACCAAUGGCACAGGAGGUUUCUCCAGGAGGCAACGACACGUGUGCAGCAAUAGAAGAAAUUACAGAGGAAUUAUCAACCAUUCACCCACCUGAAAUAACUCCCAAGGGAAACUCCGACCAGUCGAGUGGUGCAAAACAGCCACCAACGCCUAAUGAUGACAUGGAAGAGAGGGUCGGCGAGAAUGAUCUGACAAGAAGUCAAAGCUCUCUAGCUCGGGGGCCAAAAGCUCUCUCUGUCUCGUCGGAGAAUUCUAAAACCUCCAGCAGUCAAGCAACCAGUAUACCAUCCCAGCACUCACCACCGAGCGACCGGCUUACAGAAGAGUGGUGGACCGAUCAUCUCAGGCACGCAGGGCUUCUCAGCACAACCUCCAACGAAAGCGCGACCGGAGCCUCGCCAAAAAAGGGGGCAUCUGUUCUCAGAGGGAUUUUUGCAAAGCCGAAACGUGUUCCCGAGGUCGAAGGAGAAAAAGAGCUAACGCGUGUUAAGCCAUUGUGUCCUGGUAGUGGGAUGAAGGAUGUAGGGGCAUCCCAUAACCAAUCAUUCCUAGAGGAUCCCAUUUCCCCGCCUGAGUUGAAGCCAAAUACGCCCGAGGAUGAAAGCAAGCUGCACAGACCAGGAACAUCUCUUAAUAAAAAAUCCGAUGUGCGAUGUCUUGCGGACACUUUGAUGCCGUCUUUGAGUUUAGAUGGAAGUCUGAGCCGCGGCAUCAGUGGCCCAGGCCCCUCAAUACGUGUAAGACCGACAUUGCCCGUCUCUCGUUCGGCGGACGAUGCGAAUCUGGAAGCCUGCCACUUUUCUAGAUCACGGAUGUCUGAGCUGGAACACAGGACCAGGCUCGAAGCCGAAUUGUGUUCCUGGUUACCAUCUAGUCCCCUCGCUCGGAACCGCACUCGGUCCCAGACGGUGGAUGAAUCAAGAGAUCCAAAUAGAGGUAUCGUCGCGCUGCCAUUGAUCGAGUCAGACGACGAGAAACAUGGAAGGCCACCAUCACAAGCCGGCAAAGGGGGAUCUGGCAGCAGAAGUGGUGUCGUUAACAGGAUCGUGGCUGGAUUCGGCUUCGGAAAUGGUGACAACGAGAAGGGAAAGGGAUCGUCCUGUUCCCACGGUGGUUUUAGAUUUCGAUUCACCCUCCCCCUUGAAGCGAAAAGGCACAGACAAAUCUCCUUAUGUCCACACAAUCUACGUCUAGUCACCGCCUCGGGAAAUCCUACCGGUGUUGAGGUUUGGAGUAUUCCCAAGAGAUGUCGAAUAUCUACCGAAACUAUCUUCAGGAGUAAUUCAUGCAUUGCUAUGUCUCAUGGUGGAACUCUUUUCGCCUCAACAUCGGGGGAUUGUCUCACCGUUUGGAGCAGCUUUGACGGAUCAAGUACCGCAAUCACAUCGACGGAAGGCUUGAAGAAUCCCCAGUUUUCCCACGACGGCACUCUACUAGCAGCCAUGUCAAGGCAAAAGAAGAUCCACAUCUGGCAGGUAUUCGACCAUCAUAAUCUUCAGUUGCAAAAGCUAAACACUCUGCAUCUGGAUGAUAGUGCUCUUGCCUUUGCUUUCCAGUCUAGGAGCAGGAGAGUCGUCGUGGCUCUGAACAAUGCCAUCAGAGUUUUGGGAAUAUAUUCAGAUCAGGAUGAUAUUGAUGGGACAUAUCAAUUUGAUCUAUCCGUGUUGGGGCGUUCCUUCAAACCGAAGAGGGUGGACAUGGAACGAGGGCUAGUAACGGCACUGUCAGAAAAUGGUAGGAUGGCAGCGCAAGCUUAUCCGGAUGGCCUGAUUGGAUCAAUACUAUUUAUUCGUGAUCUGAAGUGGAAGGCUGACAAGAGAAGCCGGAAGUUCGUGGUGUCUCCUAUUAUCCAGACCAUGACUUUCUCUUCAACCGGUGAAAUCCUGGCAGCUAGCACAAAAGGCCGCGAUAUUAUUCUGUGGGAUGUUCUUCAAGGAAAGCAGAUUCUCCGACUUGAAAAUUGUCACGAAACAUCCAUCACAUGCAUGUUUCUUGCUGAUGAGGGGGAACUGUUGGCAACUUGCUCUAGUGGUGAAGGUAUCAAAUUUUGGGGAACAGAUGAAAGUAUGGACCGCUUGGCUGAGAGAACAAUGUAG